AUGAGGGACAAGGUCGUUAACGGCACACGACGAAAGGCGACGUUGGGCCGCGGACCAAAUGACGGAGAAGAGCGCGCGUGUCGAUUUGAAUUUGGAUUUGACCGACGUCACUUCUCUCAUUGCGCACAAACACUCCGCCGCCGACCACCAUCAUCGUCCCGAGUUCAUCCAGUUACGAACAUGUCGGCAGCACCUCCUGGCAGAGUGCAACCCGCAUCUGAUUUCAAUCCUGCCUCAUACGGCUCGGUCCUCCCAGGCUCCUCUUCUUAUUUCGAACGUACCUCGACUCGCAGCGAGACUCAGGACAGCAUCGACGAGCGCGACGACGAGGAGAUCGAGGCGGACGGCUCGGCCACCUUCCAUAGCGAAAGCGGAAUCAGCCAAGAUGGUACCGAAGAUCAGUCCUAUACCUACGGCCGCGAUCGCGAUGACGGCAACGCCAGCAUCCUCGGGACGAGCAUGUUGAGCGACUUUGCUUCCAUCUUUCACCCCAACGAGUACAUUGUCGCUCAGCAGAGGCUCGACGAGCAGGACAGAAGAAGCGAUUUUGAAUCCUUUGACGAGGAGCGCCAGCCCAUCCUCGCCUCCUCCUACCACAGCACCAGCAGGAGGCAAUCUGCCACUGCCUUUUCGAAUCGACGUCCCUCGGCAGUGUCCAGCUUACGACCCUCGAUCCGCUCGCACCGCAGACCACAACAGAUCCCAGAGGAAGACACCCUGCCCGAGGGCUCGACUUGGUCCAAAGCGAACACCGAACACCCCGAUGUGAGCGCCAUCACGCUCCAUCAUGCCCUAGUCGACCCCUCCACCACGCCUGGCACAAAUCUAGGUCUCAUGCUCAUCGCCGUCAGCCAAGUCUCGUACUCGACCAUGAACCUCUUUGUCAAGCUUCUCGAUGACCGUGAAGGCCAGCAGAACGAAUCGGAGCCCAUCGGCGCGCUCGAGGUCGUCGGUGUGGAGUGCCUCAUCAUUUGGAUCGGCUGCAUGCUCGCCAUGUGCCUGGCAAAGACCGAGCACAUCUUGCUGGGCCCACCGGGUGCUCGCAUGCUGUUGCUCGCACGAGGCAUGUUCGGUUUCGCUUCCACUCUGGCGCUCUACAUUUCCCUGCAUGCUCUUUCUCUGUCCGAUGCCACCGUCAUCACCUUCCUCGCACCUCUGGCGACUGGCUUCCUAGCUCACGUCAUGCUGCACGAGCCCUUCACGAUGCGCGAACGCAUCGCAGGUGCCUUUUCCCUCGGCGGAGUCACGCUCAUCGCACGGCCCUCGUUCCUGUUCGGCAACGACGCGGGCGAAGGUGUACCCGAGGAUGGUGACAUCGAACUUCCGCCCCCCUCUGAUCCAGGUUCCAACACAGAAGCAGCGCGCAUUGUUGGAAUUGUGGUUGCCCUGGCAGGUGUCGUGCUGAUGGCAGGUGCCUGGGUAUGCCUUCGUCGCAUCGGCAAACGUGCGUCCACCUACCACUCGAUCGCUUACUUUUCCCUCUGCAGCUGGGUUUCGAGCUUCGUCGCAAUGUGGGUGCUCAACCAGCCAUUCGUGAUUCCCUCAUCGACUCUGUCGCUAUUCCUGCUCCUCGGAGUGGGUUUGUUCAGCUUGCUCGCCCAAGUAUUCCAGACACUCGGCCUGCAGAGGGAGUCAGCCGGACGUGCGGCUACCAUGUCUUAUCUGCAGAUCAUCUUUGCGCUGGCGUGGCAGCUCCUGUUGUUCGGUCAGGUGCCAGAUUGGGUCUCUAUCGCCGGCAGUCUUGUCAUCCUUGCAAGCGGUGCUUGGGUCGCGCUCGGUAAGGAAGGCGGCUCGGCUCCUAUGCAUUGA
This is a messenger RNA of Pseudozyma hubeiensis SY62, 1809 nucleotides long. RefSeq lists its product as hypothetical. Gene Ontology annotation, cellular component: membrane. NCBI's taxonomy places the organism in Eukaryota, Fungi, Basidiomycota, Ustilaginomycetes, Ustilaginales, Ustilaginaceae. Bases 1 to 1809 code for a protein of 602 amino acids. The transcript is spliced from 2 exons. The record is from RefSeq and is a predicted model, not a curated record.